This is a messenger RNA of Chelonus insularis, 1860 nucleotides long. RefSeq names its product homeobox protein unplugged-like (gene unpg). The transcript is spliced from 3 exons. The record is from RefSeq and is a predicted model, not a curated record. The coding region runs from base 622 to 1785 and encodes 387 amino acids. NCBI's taxonomy places the organism in Eukaryota, Metazoa, Arthropoda, Insecta, Hymenoptera, Braconidae. Gene Ontology annotation, cellular component: nucleus. Gene Ontology annotation, biological process: regulation of transcription by RNA polymerase II; regulation of nervous system development. Gene Ontology annotation, molecular function: DNA-binding transcription factor activity, RNA polymerase II-specific; RNA polymerase II transcription regulatory region sequence-specific DNA binding.
GCCAAUCAAGAGUCGCAUUCUCUUCGACUGAACAUCGCGCGCAAACCGAAGAUGGCGACCAACAUCGGUGUUCGGAGUAACAAUGAUAUCGUUGGUUACCAGUAGUCCAAUCGACGAUGAGAAUACCACGACCUUGGCCACACCCCCAGUGAUAUAUUCAGAUGGGGAGCCGCGAAUUUCCCCACCGAGACGUCUAAAGCUCCGUCGAAAUUCCGCGCCAGUCGCACGCUAGCUUUCCUAGUGUUUGCAUCGACGUUUAUCACGUUCAUUAAAUCCCUCGUGCGCGAUUAAUCAUCACUUAAUAAUGUAUACGAUAAUUAUUUCACACCACAUUGCUUGAAACAACUCAUUAAUUUUAAUCUAGAAAAAUUAACAAAAGAUGAAUCAUUGACAAGUUUUUUAUUUGUGAAUUGAAAAAAGCCUGUUGGAUGAUAAAAUAAUUAUUCAUUUACCGGAAAUCAGUGCUAAUGAGUUCUAGUAAAUAAAAUUCAAUAGUUUGUGAGAGUUGAUGUGCAUUAUAAUGAUAUAAAUUUGUGGAAAACAAUUUUUUAAAAUUGAAAUUAAAAAAAGUAUAAAAAUAAUAGUUGUAGUAGAAGUAGGUAAAUAAAUAAUAAAACCAGGAUGGAGGUGCCAGCAGAAAAAAUAGAACUGGAUGUUGGACCAACAAGUGAAGAAGUAGAUUCCACAGAAAUUGAUGUACCUCGACCUGCACCAAAGCCAUUUACAAUUGAGAGUUUAAUUGGUAAUAAAGGACAAGUGAUUAAUAGACAAUUAGAUGGGAUUUCUAAAUCAAAUAAUGGAGAUUCUGAACGUGAAAGAGAAUUUAUGUAUCAGCAGAGAUAUUUGGCAACGGUUACAAGUGCUUUGCCAGGAUUUGCAAUGCCACUAAGUCUCUAUAGUGCAUGGUUACCCAUGAGGCUUUACGGUGGUGAUGGAUCAUCAGCUGUAGGACCAAUUUUACCACCACAUCCGUCGGCUUCUUAUCCAUCUAAUCAGAUUUCUCAACUGUCAAAUCCGCUUAAUUUGGGUCUACAACAUCUCCAAGGUGCUGCAUAUCCUGCUAGAGAUUCUUUUCAAGGCAUGACAGAUAGUGAGGAAGAUGAUGGAAGUUUGUCUCCAGUUCAGUAUUUGUCAAAGUCUCAAAAUGAUUCAGAAAGUGGUAGAAUGUCAGCUGAAAGUGAUGAUGAGGGUGUUAGCAACGAUGUUUCAGGAAGUGGACGAAGGGAGUCAUCAAGUUUAGCAGGCGGAAGUGGAUCUACUACUAAUAAUAACAGUAGUAAAGCAAGAAGAAGAAGAACAGCUUUUACUUCUGAACAAUUGCUCGAACUUGAGAGAGAAUUUCAUGCAAAAAAAUAUCUUAGUCUCACUGAACGUUCACAUAUAGCUCAUACAUUAAAGCUAUCAGAAGUUCAAGUAAAGAUUUGGUUUCAAAAUCGUCGUGCUAAGUGGAAACGAGUAAAAGCUGGUCUCACUGCGGGAAGUACUGGAUCAUUAGGUCGAAAUGCUGGACAAUCAGGUAAUAAUGGACCACGAAUUGUUGUUCCAAUUCCUGUACAUGUUAGUAGACUUGCUGUAAGAUCUCAUCAUCAUCAUAUGGAAAAGUGUCCACCUCAGACAUCCAACACUAGACCUCUUAAUUCUCCAGGGUGUGGUUUGAAUAGUUUAAAUACUAAUUUAUCAACAAGAAUUGGUCCAACAAUAUCUGGAAUUUCACAAAUAAAUUCUGGUGGUGGCUUAAGGGCUUUUACUGUUCCCUUACAUCAACAAAGUACUGCAGGAAGAUAGCUGAGUAUUUGAAAUUAAUUUGCAAGUAUAAUGAUGGAGAGAAAAAUGAUUUUUAAGAAGAGAAAAAUUAUUUGA